Struthio camelus australis is the source of this 3815-nucleotide messenger RNA. Lineage: Eukaryota; Metazoa; Chordata; Aves; Struthioniformes; Struthionidae. The record is from RefSeq and is a predicted model, not a curated record.
CCUGCAGCCUCUGUGCUGGUGGUUCCUCAUACCCCUGAGGCAAAAGAUGCAGGAGAAAGGGGCGCUUCUAAGUUGAAGACAGCAAAUGCAGCUGAUACUAUGGUCGUGGUAAAUGAAGAGGCUAAGGCGGAGGAGGUAGAUGUCUCCGCUCAGGUGCCAGAGCGUAAUGAGGGGUCUGAAAAGGAGCUUCCCCAGUGUAUAAGGGAUAGCCCAGGGACUCCUACGGGCUCUAGGUUGAGCCGUCGCUCUGUGCGCAGAAGUCUGAUGGGUAGACCUUCCAUGAUUCGCAGGACCUCGUUGGCAGAGAAGUACUCCCUAGCCAGCAAAAGGGAAAGCAUGAUCCGGAAAUCUAUCAACAGGACAAUGGUCAAGAGGAAGGCAGCUCGAAAGUCGUCUGUGUCCUCCAGUCGCGUGAACUGUCCCAGCUCUGGAGAAGUGCCAGCAGAUGAAGAAACAGUUGUCAAAACCGGGCCUCAUUCUGGACCUUGUACCCCCUCAAAGUUGAAUCUCCAAAGUCCAAGAAUGUCACUUCGCGCUCGGAACGUUAACAGAAAUGAACAGCUGCAGGAGACUCGCAGCAAAGAAAGCAACUUAAAUAAGAAUGGGGAAACCCAGGAACCACCCCAGAGUGCCAGGAGGAAGCCAAGUUACAAAAGAGCUGUGGAUCAACGUUACGACAAUCAGCAAGCAGAAGAUGGAGGGCUUUCUCCUCUGAGAAGAAAGACCCCAUCCCCUCCCUGUCCGGCCAGCAAAGUUGUACGUCCUUUCAAAACGUUUUUGCACACUGUGCAGAAGAACCAACUCCUCAUGACCCCGAGCUCUGUGGGGAGAAAUGGUGUAAUGAAAUCUUUUAUAAGGUACAACACUCCUCUCCAGACUGACCCUAAGGAAAAGGAGAGGCAAAAGCUAGAAACUCUGAGGAAAAAGCAAGAGGCUGAGGAGCUGAGAAAACAGAAAUUGGAAGAAGAAAAAAGACGGCGACUAGAAGAGGCAAAGCUGAAACGUGAGGAGCGUCUGCGCAAAGUAUUGCAAGCCCGGGAACGGGCAGAGCAAAUGGAGGAAGAGAGGAAAAGGCGCAUUGAGCAGAAGCUAGCUCUGUUUGAUGAGAAGACUGAGAAGGUGCGGGAAGAAAGGUUGGCAGAAGAAAAAAUCAAAAAGAAAGCAGCUGCCAAGAAAAUGGAAGAUGCAGAGGCCCGGCGCAAGCAUGAUGAAGAGGCCAGAAAACAAAAAGCACUGCAGCAGGAGGAGGAGGAACGUCGGCACAGAGAGCUAAUGCAGAAGAAGAAGGAAGAAGAGCAGGAACGUGCUAGGAAGAUCGCUGAGCAGAGGCAAGCGGAACAGGAGAGAGAGAAGCAGUUGGCUGCAGAGAGAGAGCUUGAAAGGAAGAAGGAACAGGAGAGGAUCCAGGCAGAAAAGCAACGUGAACAGCAGGAGAAGGCUGCUCGCCUACAGAAGGAGGUGCUGGCUGCUAAAGAACAGCUUCAAAAGGAGCAGGAGGAGCAGUGGCUAGCAGAGAUGAAGAGGCAGGAGCAAGAAGAGAAGACACUGCCAGAGGAACAAAAGGCUAAAGAUGUAGCCCAAACACAGCACCUAGAAAAGAAAGAGAAUUCACCUGUGUGCAAUUCAUACCAGAUGACUCCCCAGGCCCUGAAAGGUCCUAAGCCUCCCAAGAUAAAUCCAAACAACUAUGGAAUGGACCUGAAUAGUGAUGACUCUACAGACGACGAAAGUCAGCCUCGAAAGCCCAUUCCUGCCUGGGCUAGUGGGAAUCAGCUUAGCCAAGCUGUAAUCCGCCAGUACUACAACCCUCCCAACGUUGAUGCGCUCUUUGGGGCGAUUGCGAGCCCUAAGCUGGAGGACAUCUUUUACAAAAGCAAACCACGCUACUUCAAGCGCACAAGCUCUGCUGUCUGGAAUUCCCCACCGUUUGCAGGUGCCAAAUCAGUUCUAGGUCUGCCAUACAGCCUGAAAAAGUACUGAGGUGGGCAGUGGCUGUCUCCUGUGGAACAGCAGGUAUGCAUUUCUGUCCCUCUAGGCGAGGAAGGAGGUUACUAUUUGGUGUCUGUAAAUCCUUAGGUAUUAGCGUUGAAUAAAUGCCAGCUUUUACUGGGCCUUUUACAUUUUCUGUUUUGGGGGUUUAUUUUCUCACUGCUCGGCAAAACCAAACUUUCGGGAGAUCUUGCUGCUGAAAGAUGCAUCUCCUUUUAACCUUAGCCUGAAGUUAGGAAAUGUUUAGACCUUUAGGUUAUCCGAACUCAUCACCUUGAGCAACGUGAUCCUCCCGUCUUCAGCCAAGCAGGCCUGGUAGCUGUUGCUGGCUGUAGAGGAAGGUUGUACGCCAGUACUGUUCCUGCCCGCCUCGAGGCUCAAACCAGAGUACUUGUACAGCUAAGGACCACUGCACGCAUCUUGGGUAGAAUCCAGAUAUGUGCUACUGAACUGCUCCAAGAACAAGAUACUAGCAAGUAUGGUGUUCAUCUGCAAAUUGCAAAGAUAAUUUGAUUGAUUUUUCACGAAUAGACUUUAUGCCAACUUCAAGUGUGAUUGUAUGGAUAAGCUGUAUCAAUAAUGAUGUUUGUCACAGCUCUGGGAAAUUACUGUGAGAAUUUAUCUCCUAUUGAACCUCUCUUUAACUGUUGGAGGAAGACCCUCUGUGUAACUGUCUCCAGAAAAAUCUAGACUAGCGCAAGCAGGCUUUGUUCUAGGCUUCUUUGAAAGAAAUUAUACAAAAGUUCUGAUACUCUUUUUUUCCAAUUUCAUGUUUUUGGCACAAAUUGGGCUGAAGUGAUGAGUUUAGCUUUAACCCCUGGCUUGCUCUUUCCUCCCCUGUGCCUAUUUCAUUUACUCAGCAUCAAAGGUGGCUUUAUUUUUAGGCCUCUAUUUUGCACUUCACAUAUUCCAUAAGACAGUGUCAGAUGGAGUAUUAUCAAAACCCAUUUCCUCUUAACAGCAAAAUCUCAGCUCAGAAUUUCAGCUCCAAAAUCACUUGCUAUUUUGGUCGCUCUUUCUACACCUAAUUCACAAAUGGCACUGAGACUUGUGCAUUCUCUGCAAUGAGCUCCUUUAUAAAAAGAAACUAGAGGUUUCACUAGAGCACUACUUGCUGGAAGAUUUUUAAAGGAAACAGUUGCAUUAUUUCUCUAGGUUGUUGUGGAAAUGUCUCGCACUGGGGUGGCCUAUCUAGUUCUUACCUUAUCUUCAUCUUUUUCUUGAGGCUUGAUUUGUUUUACAGUUGGACAAAUAAGUUCAUGGUUGCAAUUUUAGCAGGCAAAAGACAAAUGACUGCCUUUUUAUGUACAUAUAACUACAGUCAUUAAAAAAAGCUGUACUGGAGACUACAAUACGUGAGGAAACUGCACCUUCCCUUGUGUAUGUAGUUAAUGGACCGUUUUCAAGAAAAUGUUUUUAAAAUGGUGUGGGUUUCUAUAUGUCAAAAUACAUCAACCGCUAAAUGCCCUGCUAUUGAUCAGUGUAUAUCUGUGAGGUGACUGUAUUUCAUAGAUGCUCUAUAUAUUGAAUUUUGUACUACUAUCUUAAAAUGAACAUAGAACCUUUUUGUAAGAAAGCUUACUGAAAUGGCAGGAACGCCUUGAGCGUUGAAUGCCUUUUGAAUGUUUGACAGUAGUCUGAUAAAAGUCAGUUAAACUAUCUCCUCUGGACUUCUCUUCCGGACUCUUCAUAGUUUCUUACUGAGGACACCUGCAGUAUUUUGGAACCUGCCCUUUGGGUUGCUUGGGCACAGUUUUUUUAAAUUAGGAGUGUUUUACCUAGGGAGAACUUCAGAAUUUCUUAUCUAAUAGAAAAGGUGCAUGCUG